GGACCCUGGGCAAAAGGGGAUCAUGGGGCCCCUGUGUCCUUGCCCAAACUCAAAAAAGCCUAUGAAAAAGGUACCAGGGGCAUCUCAUGGGGCCCCCUACUGACCCCGGGCCCUCGAAAAAAAGGAGAACAUCAACACCACAGUAGGGAAUCAUGGAGAUGCAAACUUGAAGGCCUGAUUCAGGGGCGGACUGACAACUCAUGGGACCCCCGGGCAACAGGGGAUCAUGGGGCCCCUGUGUCCUCGCCCACACUCAAACCACACCCAAAAAAGCCUAUGAAAAGGUACCAGGGGCAUCUCAUGGGGCCCCCUACUGACCCCGAGCCCUCGGGCAGUGCCCGAGUUCCCAAAUGGUCAGUUCGCCCCUGGGCCUGAACAAUAUG
This is a messenger RNA of Staurois parvus, 383 nucleotides long. The record is from the annotation of a GenBank genome assembly. Lineage: Eukaryota; Metazoa; Chordata; Amphibia; Anura; Ranidae.